UGCAUCGUAUUCAGAACUGUGGUCUGAGUUCUACCGAUUUGUCUUGUGUGUUAGCUACCUUUGACUUUUAUGUUUUAGUUCACUUUCAUUAAUCAUAAUAUCACCAUGUCGGUGGCGUUUGCACCUCACAGGCAGCGUAAGGGCGACAUAACACCCGCUGGAAUACAAAAGUUACUUGAUGAAAAUAACCAGCUCAUCCAGUGUAUAAUGGACUUCCAGAGUAAAGGAAAAACAGCAGAGUGUUCACAGUAUCAACAGAUGCUGCACAGAAAUUUAGUCUACCUUGCCACGAUAGCAGACUCAAAUCAGAACAUGCAAUCUCUCCUACCUGCUCCACCCACUCAAAGCAUGCCCAUGGGCCCUGGUGGCAUGACCCAGAGUGGAGCCCCUCCUCAGCCUCCUCAUGGUCACAACAUGCCCUCUGAGGGUAUGGUCAGUGGUGGCCCUCCAGCCCCCCACAUGCAGAACCAGAUGAAUGGACAGAUGCCUGGUCCUAAUCACAUGCCCAUGCAAGGUCCCGGUCCAGGCCCCAACCAGCCCCCAAACAUGCCCAGUGGCUCUAUGAAUAUGCCCCCCAGCAGCCAUGGCUCCAUGGGUGGUUACAAUCACACAGUCCCUUCUUCCCAGGGCAUGCCAGUUCAGAGCCAAAUGAAUAUGACCCAGGGCCAACCCAUGGGAAACUAUGGGCCUCGACCAAACAUGAACAUGCAACCUAAUCAAGGCCCAAUGAUGCAUCAGCAGCCUCCAUCACAACAGUAUAACAUGCCUCCUGGUGGUGGAGGACAGCACUACCAAGGACAGCCUAACCCAAUGGGCAUGAUGGGCCAGGUCAACCAAGGGAAUCAUGUCAUGGGACAGAGGCCAAUGCCCCCCUACAGACCCCCACAGCAAGGACCCCCUCAGCAGUACCCAGGGCAGGAAGACUACUAUGGGGACCAGUACAGUCACGCAGGACAGGGAGCCUCAGAAGGUAAUGCCCAGUAUGGCCAACAACAAGAAGCAUACCAGCAAGGCCCACCACAGCAACAGGGCUACCCUCCACAACAACAGUACCCAGGUCAGCAGGGCUAUCCACCACAGCAACAGGGUUAUGGUCCCUCCCAAAGUGCCCCAGGACAGUAUCCCAACUAUCCACAGGGGCAGGGACAGCAGUAUGGGGGCUAUCGUCCUCCUCAACCUGGACCCCCACAGGGCCAACAGCAGCGCCCUUACGGUUAUGACCAGGGGCACAUGAGGAAAUAAAGAAGCGGGGAUUUGACCCCCCAGACUAGCUCUGUAAGAAGCAAAGGGCCAGUAUGGAAAUUACCAGCAGUGAGAGAUGGUCACAGCAACCUUCACAGUUCUGCUCUGAGCACUGUCUGAGCUUUGACCUCUGGUCAACUGCUAAGCAGGCCUAAAUUAUGGUUUCAGCUCAGAUUUCUUUGGACACAAACAUACAACACUCAAGAAUACAAGAUAUCCCCCCCCCCAUUUUGGGCUUCUUUCCUUGUCUCUAAAACGUGUUCCUGUUUAUCAUGCACAUUGACAAGAUAAUGUCAAAGUCCAUGACUCACCCUCUGCUCCAUUAUGUCUCAAAGCAGCAAUGCCUUAAAAAUGGAACUGCCUUAUCCUUUAGCAUUGCAGAUUGUGAAAUGGGCUGACAAAAUUUUGGAUAAAAAGUGACUCAGAUGUACAGUUUUAAUCUCCUAUGGUGCAUUGUUUCUCUAUCCUUCAGUUCCCUGACCAUAAGAAGCAAUAAUGCCAGCAGUGGGGAAUUAUGAGGGAACGUAGAGGUGAAAUGAUUCCAAUGCACCAGGUGAACUUCCAGCUAGGCCAUGGUACAUGUCUUGAUGUAUGUGAUGUAAAAAUAUAUUUUAUGCUUUUUAGAUCAAGCUAACUUUGUAUAAGACAUUGAAAACUAGUACUAAAGCUGUGUUGUUUAUUUCAAAAGUGUAUGUGUCAGUGUAUUUUUUUUAUUAUUUUUUUUAUGCUCUUUGAUGACAAUGAAUCCUAUCCAGCACAUUUUCUUUGUUGAAUUGUGUUUUGAUUAAAUUAGACCUCCUAUGUCAUUUACAUGGACUUUGUUGAUUUAAUGGAAACAAUUAAAAUUCACAUGAACAGAAAUUCCUUGAAGAACAUGUCUAAAACUAGAAUAUGUUUCUUACUUGAAAAGGCACAGAAAUUGUAAAUUUUGAUUUGGAAGCAAAAGUGGAAAAAUUCUAAUUUAGAUUUUUUUUUCCUUUUUUUUUUUCUUUCCCCCAAUGAGUUUAGUUUUGAUUUUCCCCCACAGUACCUGACAGAAUAAUGGCUAUAGGCAUUUAUUUUAAAAAUGCACUCAAAGGGGUAAUAUGUAGCAGAUGCCACUGCAGGUUGUGAGGUAAUGCCCUCUGGGGACCUUUUUCUACAAGAAGCACCUCCAUCUUGUCCAUGGACUGCAAACUGGUGAAUGAGAAAGAUCCAGCUCGGUAUAAUAGUUCUGACCAGUACUUUGUUUUGUUAGUCAACACUGUUAGUUGGUUAGUUGACAAUGCUGGAAUCCCAUCUCUCCCUGAAUAAAUGUCUAAGUUGAUGUCAUUCAAAUAGUGUUUUGUGUGUGUGUGUGAAUAAAGAUUGUUACUGUCAAAUAUGUAACAUAAGAUGUGAAAAUAAUGUUCUGAAAUGGAUUCCUUUACAGUAAAGACUGGUUGUGCAGUUUUGUUUUUUAUCACUGGCUUGAUAUCUGUAUUAUGGUGCAUAUUUUAUUGAUCCCAUAUGUACAGCAUCAUAAAGAAGAGGAGUUCAUUGUCCUCUGCUAUUGUUUAUAUGGCUGUUUUAAUAUUUUUCAUUCUGCACCCCAUUCAAGUGGUGGUCACAUUUGUGUUAUGGCAAUGUAAACUGUACAUUAUAAUAAAUUGGGAGAAUCUUUAA
Melanotaenia boesemani (Boeseman's rainbowfish) is the source of this 2886-nucleotide messenger RNA. RefSeq names its product SS18 subunit of BAF chromatin remodeling complex (gene ss18). Gene Ontology annotation, cellular component: nucleus. The coding region runs from base 106 to 1242 and encodes 378 amino acids. Gene Ontology annotation, molecular function: transcription coactivator activity. The transcript has 11 exons. Gene Ontology annotation, biological process: positive regulation of transcription by RNA polymerase II. NCBI's taxonomy places the organism in Eukaryota, Metazoa, Chordata, Actinopteri, Atheriniformes, Melanotaeniidae. The record is from RefSeq and is a predicted model, not a curated record.